GCGAAACGUGCCUCUCAUCUACGAAAGAGAGAUUUUUCUAACGUACGGGCCAAUCUAUAAAUCGGCAAAGCAAACAAUAAUGAAGGGCGCAAAUGCGGUGCGUCUGGAGAUAAUGAAGAGGGAAAGAAGCUGUUUCCUCUUCUGCUUCUGGUUCCUCUUGUGCUGGGGCGCCAGUCACUGUUCGAGCAUUGAAAGGAGUCAGUUCCCUGCGUCCUUCUUGUUCGGGACGGCGACAUCAGCCUAUCAGGAAAACAUUUUAAAAUUAGGAACAAAUUUGUCUUUUUUCUUCCCCCCAUCCCCCCCGGCGGUAAGACGGCAAGGAAAAGUCAAAGAACACAAAGUCUGGGAAAUAUAGUCCCGACUCCAUCCUCAAAUAAGAGUAAUUGCAAUUACCGGGGCCGACCUCAAAAACUGUAAACUAAUGGAAUGCUGCAAAGCCUGAUUUGCAAGACCGUCAGCAGAACGAUUUCCUUCCUUAUAGAUAGAAGGAGCCUACUUGGCCGGUAACAAAAGCCUCAGCAUUUGGGAUAUUUACACUCACAUACCAGGAAAAAUCGAGGAUGGAAGCAAUGGAGACGUGGCUGAUGAUCACUACCAUCGAUAUAGGGAGGAUGUGAAGCUAAUGCAUGAUUUAGGAGUAAAUGCAUACAGAUUCUCCAUUUCCUGGUCUAGAGUCCUCCCAAGGGGUAGAUUUGGGGAAGUCAAUCCGGACGGUAUUGAAUUCUAUAACAACCUCAUCGAUGCUCUCUUGAUAAGAGGCAUUCAACCAUUUGUGACUUUGAACCAUUACGACAUUCCUCAAGAACUUGAAGAUCGAUAUGGCUCUUGGUUGAGUUCUGAAAUUCAGCUUGAUUUUGGGCAUUUCGCGGAUGUCUGCUUUGAAGCAUUUGGUGACAGAGUAAAGUAUUGGACCACAAUCAAUGAGCCUAACAUGGUCGUAUACUACUCAUAUUUUGAGGGAACAUACCCGCCUAGCCAUUGCUCUUACCCAGUUGGCAAUUGCACUUUCGGGGAUUCAUUCAUCGAGCCAUACAUCGCCACACAUAACGUGCUCCUAUCCCAUGCCACUGCCACUGAAAUCUACCGGACCAAGUAUCAGGAGAAGCAAGGAGGAAUGAUAGGAUUGGUGGUAUCGGCUCCAUGGUAUGAACCAUUUAGUGACACUCCAGCAGACAAGCUAGCAGCUGAACGUGCCAACGCAUUCCAAAUUGCAUGGUUUCUUGAUCCAAUUAUGUUUGGUGAAUAUCCGCCUGAAAUGCACCAGAUAAUUGGUUCGAGGUUACCAAUAUUUUCAGAAGAGGAAAGGAGGAAGCUCGCCUAUAAAUUGGAUUUUAUUGGAAUAAACCAAUACACGGCAGCAUAUGCGAAGGACUGUAUGUUCUCUGCCUGUCCUUCUGCUUUCAAUUUAGGGGAGUCCAUGGUGUAUGUCACCGCCGAAAGAGAUGGAGUUUAUAUUGGGGCCAAGACAGGAAUAUCAUACUUCUACGUUGUGCCGAGCGCACUGGAGAAGGCUGUAAUGUACAUCAAAGAACGAUACAACAAUACACCCAUGUUUCUCACCGAAAACGGCUACGGGCAGUCGUCGAAUCUUUCUUUGAGUGAGGAGCUUAAUGACAUAAAAAGAGCAGAAUUUUUUGAGAGCUAUCUGUCUGCUCUUCAUGGUGCAAUGAGGAAGGGAGCCGAUGUGAGAGGUUACUUCAUAUGGUCUCUGAUGGACAACUUCGAAUGGACAGACGGUUACACCAUACGCAUGGGGCUUUACUACGUCGACUUCAAGACCUUGGAGAGAACGAAGAAGCUGUCUGCUGUGUGGUACAAGAAUUUCCUUGCUGGUAACAUAACAUCACAACAAGAGAACUCGAUGAUUAGCAAGAGGAUAUACAGCAGAAGGUUUCUUCCUUCGUAGAUCAUAAGCAGGGGCGAAGCCAGAAUUUUUAUUCAGGGGGGCAAAUUGAUACUCUUUGGGUAAAAUUUCAAAAAUUUAAAGUUCAGGGGGGCAAAAUACAAAUUUUACAUAGAAAAAUUCAUACUUUUGGGGUAAAAUUGAAAAACAAUAAAAGUUCAGGGGGGGCAAUUGCCCCCCCUGCUAACACACUGGCUUCGCCCCUGAUCAUAAGAAUUCAACCCGAGAAUCACCGCACUAAUUUUUGAAAUUUCUUCACAAAUUAAGUCUAGUUAUUAUUUUACUACACUCAUGGAUCUCCCUUGUAAUCGAAAAGAAAAAUAUCCAGUUAUAUAUGUGCGUGCAUCUGUGAGGUAAUUGAUUUGGGUAUAAGGCAUAGAUCAUUAGAUUUGGGUAUAUAGCAUAGAUCAUCAUUUAAUUAGAAAUUCCCGUUCUAAUCGGGGAGGAAUAAUGAAAAUAGCAUGUUGCCUUA
Punica granatum (pomegranate) is the source of this 2375-nucleotide messenger RNA. NCBI's taxonomy places the organism in Eukaryota, Viridiplantae, Streptophyta, Magnoliopsida, Myrtales, Lythraceae. The record is from RefSeq and is a predicted model, not a curated record.